Papaver somniferum (opium poppy) is the source of this 824-nucleotide messenger RNA. RefSeq lists its product as uncharacterized. Bases 5 to 439 code for a protein of 144 amino acids. The transcript has 3 exons. Lineage: Eukaryota; Viridiplantae; Streptophyta; Magnoliopsida; Ranunculales; Papaveraceae. The record is from RefSeq and is a predicted model, not a curated record.
AAAAAUGGCGACUAAUACUUUGAGUAGAAUGAUGAAGAAAGCUGCAUGUUCAGUAAUCCUCCCACUAGCAAGCAGAAGAACUCCUCGUAGAAACGACACCCCUGCCAUUCUAUUUAGACAAGUAUUUCGAACAACUUCAAUUCCAACUCAUCAUCAUCAUCAAUUCUCUGCUCUAGCUGAGAAGAAAUCCAACUCCGAUGACACUUUUCUCAGAGUUAUUGAGUCUGAAAUCAACGAUUCUGCUGAGCAUGAGGUUGCUGAGUUACCAAGAGAUUUUCCUUUCAGGAUUGAGGAUACUUCAGAGGAAGGAAUUAAACUAUUAUUGACUAGAGAGUAUGAGGAUGAGAUGAUUGAAGUCGGAGUUCGCAGAGGUCUCUCUGCUGAUUAUGUUGAUAUGGAUGCAAGUGUUUACUGGUUUCAUCAAAAGAAAGCGGACUAACUUUGAAAUUCGAUGUUAGGGUUUCAUCAGAAGAUAGAUUUGUUUACUGGUCACUAAGCACAGGUAGAAUUGAGAUCAACUCUAUGUCUAUCACGAAUCAAAACGAUUCAGAUGAUUUUAGGGCUGGUUUGGAAGCAACAGCACCCCCUUCCUGGGAAUUGGACUAUAGCGUGAUUACAGCUUUACACAAAUAUUUGGAAGUCAGAGGGAUUGAACCCAGCAUUAACAAAUUCUUAUAUGAAUAUUAUAACUCCAUGGUUAAGAAAAAGCACAAGAAACACACGGCGUUGUUGAAGAACUUGAAGAAUUUCAUUGCCAAGUAAUUUUUGUAAAAUUUAGAGCUUUCAAAGGUUACUUAUACUCUUUGCAGGAUUGACAAAACAGA